UUUCUCUCUCGUUUUUGUUUGCCCUUCGUCUUUCCUGCCUCCGACCUCUCACGCGCGUUUCUCUCUCUAGGGCCCUCUCUCUCGCGUUUCUCUCUCUAGAGCCCUCUCUCUCUCGCGUUUCUCUCUCUAGAGCCCUCUCUCUCGCGCGUCUCCUUCUCUCUCUGUUGGCAAUCUUAGUGACAAUGGGGAGUGACGACAAUCUAAAGACAUGGGUAUCAGAUAAGUUGAUGUCUCUACUGGGAUAUUCUCAGCCCACAGUUGUCCAGUACAUGAUUGGACUAUCCAAGCAAGCUACUUCUCCAGCUGAUUUGGUGGGCAAACUAGUGGAGUUUGGGAUCUCGUCAAUGGACACUCAUGCAUUUGCGGAAGAAAUUUACUCAAGAGUUCCUCGUAGAUCAUCUGGUAUAAAUCAAUAUCAGAAACAAGAGAGAGAAGCUGCAAUGUUGGCGAGGAAGCAGAAGACUUACUCAAUUUUGAAGGCUGAUGACGAUAGUGACGAUGACUAUGUAGAUAAAUCUUCAGUAACUACUGCAUCAUCUAGAAGCUCUGACAAGCAUAAAAAACGUUUCAGGAAGAAAACUGAAGUUCAAGAUGAUCAAGAUGAUGAGGUAAUUUUGAGAAAGGAAAAGGAGAGACAAGUUAAGAGAAGAACUUCCCCUGAUGAAGAUAGUGAUUCUGAGUCCGAAGAAGAAAGAUUGAAAGAUCAAAGAGAGAAGGAGGAAUUAGAGCAGCAUAUGCGAGAAAGAGAUGCAGCAGGGACACGGAAGUUGACUGAACAAAAAUUAACACGAAAGGAGGAAGAAGAGGCAAUUCGAAGAUCUAAAGCUGCAGAGCAGGAUGAUAUUCAAUCUUUGAGAAAGGUUUCAAGGCAAGAAUACUUGAAGAAAAGGGAGGAAAAGAAAUUAGAAGAACUGAGAGAUGAUAUAGAAGAUGAGCAAUAUCUAUUUGAAGGUGUGAAGCUUUCAGAAGCAGAAUAUCGCGAACUGAGGUACAAGAAAGAGAUAUAUGAACUUGUGAAAAAGCGGUCAGAGGAGGCUGACAAUGCGAAUGAGUAUAGAAUGCCAGAAGCUUAUGAUCAGGAAGGUGGUGUUAAUCAGGAGAAGAGAUUUUCUGUGGCUAUGCAGCGUUACAGGGAUCUAAAUGCUGAGGAUAAGAUGAAUCCAUUUGCUGAACAAGAGGCUUGGGAAGAACACCAAAUUGGAAAGGCAACACUGAAGUUUGGUUCAAAAAAUAAAAAACAAGUCUCUGAUGAUUAUCAGUAUGUGUUUGAGGACCAGAUUGAUUUUAUCAAGGCAUCAGUAAUGGAGGGAGAUAAGUUUGAUUAUGAAGAGAUGGAAGAUUCACAUGAAAAAUCCAAAGCGAAGUCAGCUUUCGAGGCACUUCAGGAGGAGAGGAAAAAGUUACCUAUGUUCCCUUAUCGGGAUGAAUUGCUCGAAGCUGUUCAUAAUCACCAGGUACUUGUAAUUGUUGGAGAAACUGGUUCCGGAAAGACAACACAGAUCCCCCAAUAUCUUCAUGAAGCUGGCUACACAAAGCGUGGAAUGAUUGCAUGUACUCAGCCACGACGUGUUGCGGCUAUGAGUGUUGCUGCUCGAGUUUCUCAAGAAAUGGGUGUUAAAUUAGGACAUGAGGUUGGUUACUCCAUCCGUUUUGAAGAUUGUACAUCAGAGAAGACUAUUCUGAAAUACAUGACUGAUGGAAUGUUACUGAGGGAAUUUCUUGGUGAGCCGGAUUUGGCAAGUUAUAGUGUUGUGAUGGUGGAUGAGGCUCAUGAAAGAACACUCUCAACUGAUAUUCUGUUUGGAUUAGUGAAGGAUAUUGCUCGUUUCCGGCCUGAUCUCAAGCUGCUGAUAUCAAGUGCUACACUUGAUGCAGAGAAAUUCAGUGAUUACUUCGAUUCUGCGCCAAUAUUCAGAAUUCCAGGGAGACGAUAUCCUGUUGAAAUAAGCUAUACCAAAGCUCCAGAAGCUGACUACUUAGAUGCAGCUAUUGUCACAUCACUUCAAAUCCAUGUCACUCAACCUCCUGGAGAUAUAUUGGUAUUCCUUACUGGUCAAGAAGAAAUUGAAACGGCAGAAGAAAUCUUGAAGCAUCGAACUAGAGGCUUGGGGACUAAAAUUUCUGAGUUAAUAAUAUGCCCUAUAUAUGCCAACCUUCCAACUGAACUACAAGCUAAAAUAUUUGAACCCACUCCCGAAGGGGCACGAAAGGUUGUCCUUGCUACUAAUAUUGCAGAAACGUCAUUGACAAUUGAUGGGAUCAAGUAUGUUAUUGAUCCAGGAUUCUGUAAGAUGAAAAGUUAUAAUCCAAGAACAGGAAUGGAGUCUUUGCUAGUAACUCCCAUCUCAAAAGCUUCAGCAAAUCAAAGAGCUGGUCGUUCUGGAAGAACGGGUCCUGGAAAGUGCUUCCGACUGUAUACUGCAUACAAUUAUCACAAUGAUUUGGAUGAUAACACUGUACCAGAAAUACAGCGGACUAACCUUGCAAAUGUAGUUUUGACUUUAAAAAGUCUUGGUAUUCAUGACUUAUUGAACUUUGAUUUUAUGGAUCCUCCACCUGCUGAGGCCUUAUUGAAAGCUUUGGAGCUUCUAUUUGCAUUAAGUGCGUUAAAUAAGCUUGGUGAAUUAACUAAGGUGGGUAGACGGAUGGCAGAGUUCCCACUUGAUCCAAUGUUGUCAAAAAUGAUAGUGGCUUCAGAAAAUUACAAGUGUUCAGAUGAUAUCAUUUCUAUUGCUGCUAUGCUUUCGGUUGGAAACUCAAUAUUUUACCGUCCAAAAGAUAAACAAGUACAUGCAGACAAUGCAAGGCUGAAUUUUCACACUGGAAAUGUGGGAGACCAUAUGGCGCUGCUAAAGGUCUACAAUUCAUGGAAGGAGACCAAUUAUUCAACGCAAUGGUGUUAUGAGAAUUAUAUACAGGUAAGGAGUAUGAAACGGGCUAGGGAUAUUCGUGAUCAACUGGCAGGUCUUUUAGAGAGGGUUGAGAUUGAACUAACUUCAAAUGCUAAUGAUUUAGAUGCCAUCAAGAAAUCCAUUACAUCUGGGUUUUUCCCACACUCUGCACGGCUGCAAAAGAAUGGAUCAUAUCGAACUGUUAAACAUUCACAGACUGUUCACAUACAUCCUAGUUCGGGGCUGGCUCAGGUUCUUCCCAGAUGGGUUGUAUACCAUGAACUAGUACUCACAACCAAGGAAUAUAUGAGACAGGUGACGGAGUUGAAGCCAGAGUGGUUGGUGGAGAUAGCCCCCCACUAUUACCAGCUUAAGGAUGUUGAAGACUCAUAUUCGAAGAAAAUGCCUCGUGGAGCAGGACUUCCAUCGUAGGACAGAUUGUUGGCAUCUUUACAUAUGCUUUGGGAGGAGAAAGUACUUUUAUCAAGUCAUUUUGGGGGGAUAAAAAAGUGUCAUUCUUAAACAUGGGAGACGUAUUGUAAAUAUUUUUUCGCCGUAAUUUAUACUCAUGCAUAUUAUAUCUUGUUGAAAUUAGCUUAGCCUGUAGUAACCCUCACUUGCUAUAGUAGCUCUCCCUUGGUGAGUGGUGAUAUCAUUUACAUACAAAUUUUGUCAUCUAAGUUUCAGUUUCAUUUUUUUUGUAACAAGUGCCAUCUAUAAUUCAAUUUUGUUAGUAUUGCUAGUUUAAUAUUGUAUACAUUUCUUAAAGGGCACUGUUUUAACCCAGAAAUAUUCAGAGCGGCAUGUAUUUACUUCUGAUGAUUGUACAGAUUUCAUUUGAUCUGGCAAAUGCCUUUUCAAUAUUGUUCCCUAUCAGUUUGAUUUUAUUUAUAACGCGUGACUUGUUCUGCCAA
Glycine soja is the source of this 3805-nucleotide messenger RNA. RefSeq names its product pre-mRNA-splicing factor ATP-dependent RNA helicase DEAH1-like. The transcript has 28 exons. Gene Ontology annotation, cellular component: intracellular anatomical structure; catalytic step 2 spliceosome. Lineage: Eukaryota; Viridiplantae; Streptophyta; Magnoliopsida; Fabales; Fabaceae. Gene Ontology annotation, molecular function: RNA binding; ATP binding. The record is from RefSeq and is a predicted model, not a curated record. The coding region runs from base 183 to 3323 and encodes 1046 amino acids.